This is a messenger RNA of Trypanosoma conorhini, 1077 nucleotides long. RefSeq names its product putative sterol 24-c-methyltransferase. Gene Ontology annotation, biological process: sterol biosynthetic process. Gene Ontology annotation, molecular function: sterol 24-C-methyltransferase activity. Gene Ontology annotation, cellular component: endoplasmic reticulum. The record is from RefSeq and is a predicted model, not a curated record. The transcript has a single exon. Lineage: Eukaryota; Euglenozoa; Kinetoplastea; Trypanosomatida; Trypanosomatidae. Bases 1 to 1077 code for a protein of 358 amino acids.
AUGUCUGCCGGUGGUCGUGAUACGCUUCCCCUCAACAUCAUGCGCAGCCGCAAGGCUGAAGAGGUCAACAAGGACCUCGGCGCCACUGCGCAACGCUUCCGUGAGCGCUUUGAGGGAAAAACUGCCUCCGUCAGCGAACGCAAGGCGGAGACGACAACGAUGGUGAACGAGUACUACGACCUCGUGACGGACUUCUACGAGUACGGCUGGGGGCAACACUUCCACUUUGCCCCGCGCUUCUUUGGUGAGUCCUUCUUCGAGUCGAUCGCCCGUCACGAGUUCUUCCUGGCGUACCAGGGGAAGUUCAAGCCGACAGACACGGUGCUUGAUUUGGGCUGCGGCGUUGGCGGUCCGGCGCGCAACAUUGUCCGCUUCGCCGGCUGCAAUGUGAUGGGCAUCAACAAUAACGAAUACCAAAUCAGCCGCGCCCGGCGUCACGACACCAAGUACGGCAUGAACAGCAAGAUCAACUACACCAAGACCGACUUCUGUGAAAUGUGCUUUGGCGAAAACGAAUAUGACGGUGCCUACGCUAUUGAGGCCACCUGCCAUGCCUCGGACAAGGUGAAGUGCUUUUCCGAGGUAUACCGCGUCAUCAAGCCAGGAAGCUAUUUCGUCCUGUACGAGUGGUGCGUUACGGACAAGUAUGACCCAAACAACGAGGAGCACCGCCGUAUUCGUCACAGCAUUGAACUUGGUGACAGCCUCCCCGAUCUGGAGACGAAGCAACAGGUGGUUCAGGCGCUGGAGGCCUCCGGCUUCAUUGUGGAGGAGAGCUUCGAUGUGGCCGAACGCUUUGAGUCAAGCCCGAUCAAAAACACGCCAUGGUACCUGCCGCUGCAAGGGAGCUACACGACUCUGACGGGUCUCAAGUCCACCCCGUUGGGACGCUGGAUCACAAACAAAAUGUGCCGAGUGUUGGAGUUUGCCAGGCUUGCGCCGCGAGGCACACACAAGGCAACUGAGAUCCUCGAAGAGGCCGUCCAGGGGCUCGUGCGUGGCGGCGAGAUGGGCAUUUUCACCCCGUCCUUCUUCGUAAGGGCGCGCAAGCCGCUCCCCGGUGAGAAGCAGAAGUAG